Messenger RNA from Empidonax traillii (willow flycatcher), 4872 nucleotides. Its product is annotated as KIAA0319 ortholog. Gene Ontology annotation, biological process: neuron migration; negative regulation of dendrite development. The transcript has 6 exons. Gene Ontology annotation, cellular component: plasma membrane; cytoplasmic vesicle. The annotation marks the transcript as partial. Lineage: Eukaryota; Metazoa; Chordata; Aves; Passeriformes; Tyrannidae. The record is from RefSeq and is a predicted model, not a curated record.
UAUGUUCUUCUUCUGUCAGAUCCCAAAAGGAAUGGUCUGGUGGAGCUGAUUCUGCAGGUUGGAGUGGGACAGCUGAGUGAACAGCAGAAGGACACUCUGGUGAGACAGCUGGCUGUAUUGCUGAAUGUUUUGGAUUCAGAUAUCAAAGUCCAGAAGAUACAAGCCUAUUCAGAUAUAAGCACCUCAGUUGUGUUCUAUGUGCAGAACGGGCAUCCUUCCACGGUGAUCAAGGCAUCAGAUGUCUCAAGAACUCUGCACGUGCAGCUCUUGAAACAGAAGGCUGACUUUCUGCUUUUUAAAGUCCUGCGAGUUGACACAGCUGCCUGUCUUUUGAAAUGCUCUGGACAUGGGCACUGUGACCCCAUAACGAAGCGCUGCAUUUGCUACCAGCUGUGGAUGGAAAACUUGAUACAUCGUUAUCUAAAUGAUGGAGAGAGUAAUUGUGAGUGGAGUAUACUCUAUGUGACUGUAUCUGUUUUUAUUUUGAUUGUGGUCAUGGUAGGGCUUGCCUGGUUCUGCAUCUGCUGCUGCAAAAGCAGGAAGAGGACAAAGAUAAGAAAGAAAACAAAAUAUACCAUCCUAGAUAACAUAGAUGAGCAGGAGAGAAUGGAACUACGACCCAAAUACGGUAUAAAACACAGAAGUACAGAACACAACUCCAGUCUGAUGGUCUCCGAGUCAGAGUUUGACAGUGAUCAGGACACUAUCUUCAGCAGAGAAAAGAUUGAAAGAGAGAAUCCUAGAACACUUAUGAAUGGAUCCAUCAGAAAUGGAGUUUCCUUCAACUAUAGCUCCAAAGACAGAUAACUGAAUGAGGGUAAAAGCACAGAACACGCUGGUGUGACACAUCUGAAACAUGUUGGCCCACCUCUGUUUUUGCAGAACCAAAAGCUUCCUAAAAUAUCAACUAAUUGCAGGUGAAAGGCUAAAUUUGUAACACAGGUGGAGGAAGGAAGAACGAAGGAAGAAGGAUUAGAUGGUCAGCUAACUCCUCUUGUCACCGUUAUAGGAACAAGGAAAAGCACAUCUUAUUUCCUCCAUGUUUCAUGCUGAAUGUUUUUCUGAAUUUCUGAAGGCCCUUUUUUCUGUGUCACUGCUACAAAAUUAGCCAGGGCUGUUGUACUACAGACUGUGAUAACUAACAAUGGCACAUAGAUUCAUGUCCUAUGCUCCUACCACUCUUCUUGGAGAAGCAGUGUGGUUUAUAACAGCAAAAGCCAAUAUAGAUAAAUUCCAUUACAACUAUAGAGAGCAGUAUGUGGCCACAGGCUCCAUCCUAAUUUUCAGCUUAGGAUGGAAACACAAAGAGCAUUUUUAGUGCAUUUGUGUUUAUCUGACUGUGCUUUGUAAAUUCUUUUUUCUAGGGUACUCUUCGUGAGGUGGAAAUGUCUUUGUUUUGUUUUCAAAGAAAAGUUAUCCCUGGAUUUUCAUAGGAGAUAUGGUAUCUACAUAGGAAAGUCCAGCCUUAGGCUGCUUCUGUAAUGAUGAAAGUGCUUUGUCUCAGCCAUGUCCAUCCAGGAAACUGCAGCACCUUCCAAAGCAUUCCAAGCAACCUUUUGCUUAGAGAUCACUUUUGGGGGAGCUCUGAAGCUUCUAAGACUGAACGCUCAGCUGAGAUGAGUUUUCAUCUGUCAGCCUUAGUGCUCAGUUAAAGAACGUGCCAGGCACUCGUGUAGUGAAAUGCUUGUGGCAAAUACCCUGUGUGAACCUUCAUUGUCGUGGGAAUCAGUACUGAACAAGGUUUUAGCUUGAACAUUAAACUGUUUUAUUUUUUCCUCUGUGGCUAUUCAGUGACUGGAUGUGCUGACCUAAGGAAAUCCUUUCAGGCUUUUGGCAAUGGUAGGUGUAUUGAAGUUCUGAUAUUCUUGUCCACAGACUGGAUAAUUUCUUCACAGCCUGCUUGUUAGGCUUUAAAAUCAUACCCCCACAGUACUGCUCUUGAAAUCCCAGACUGAAGACCUGGCUUCUAAACAUCAGCCUCAUGUGUGGGGACAUCUGUGUCAGUGGUGCUGUUUAGCCAUGAUGUCAGCUUUAUCUGGGGGUACUCUACUGAUGUGCUGGAGUCUUGGAUAUGGAGGAAUGAUGUGUUUCGAUGGAGAAAACGUUCCUCUGGGAACAUUUUGCAGAGAGUUUUUUUGUUUUUAAUCCAAUGGUAGAGAACCCAUUAUUGGGGAAGGAUGGAGCAGUAUAGAGAUCAAGGAGAGCAGCAUAGAAGGCUCAGGGAGGGCACAUAGCCCAUCUUUAUCAUGAAAAAUAAUUUAGUGGAGAAUUCUGGGGCUUCCUCCAUCCUUUCUUAGAAGUCUGAGAGAGCAGAGUAGCUGGGUUGAACACUGGGGGCUUCUGUGCUUCUCUUGUUAAUGGAGUUGGGCAACUAGGUUGGAAGGAAUCAGUAGUCAAAAGUUGCAGCAACACGGCAUGCUCAUAAUUUGUUUCAUACUUUCGAUUUUCAAAUGCAGCCAGCAAGAGUCCCUAAGGCUACUAGUGCAGCACUGAGGAAUAUUUCUCUGAGGAGCUUUGUGUGGCUGCAGGAGUCAUCAAGGAGGGAGAGGCUGUGAAGAGCUAAAAUGGGCUAGUGCAGGUGCUGUCUGUGUUUUUCUCAUACCCACCAGCAAGGUGCAGUAGAAAUGGUAUGAUUUGCUUUCUUCAGAAACCAAGUUUCAACUCUGUGUAUGGAGGGGUUUAGCAUAUUUAUUGAAACAAAUCUACUUUAUCACACUCUCCCCCUUCUUGAGAGUGUGUGUGUAUAUGUAUAUAUAUUUUUAAAUAACUUGGUCAAUAAAAGCAAGGGCAGCUUCUGAUGUCCUUCAGUUUCUGCUCCAGAUGUGUUAAUGUAAUAAUGCAGUGUUUACUUUAAAGCAUUCCUGAAUAAAGUUAAGGCCCGCUCAAAAUACUAAUUUUUUUUUUUUUCCUUUGAAAUCCAAAUGUUGGGCUUAAUUAAUUCUGCGUAACUUCCCAGAAUGUUCCAGCAGGAAUCAUGCUCAUGGAAACAUGCAUUUUUAAACAAGCAAACAAGUUGCUUAAGCAGUUUCAACUUUGUAUUUGCCAUGCUGCCGUUAAUGCUUCUGCGAAAUACUGUCUCCAGUGUGCCUUUAUCUAUAAACUUACCUUGUAGGACACGUCAGUGCAGUCAGCAGCAUCCACCAGUUUUGUGAAAUCAGUCUCUUUAUAUGUUUUGGGUUUAUUUUAUGUUUAAAGCCAGCACAAAAGGCUAGGAGGUUGUUCUUUCAAGGAAUUAAAAUUCAGACAUCUAAAAAAACCAACCAACCAAACAAACAAAAAACCCAGAGCAACCAAACAAAAAACCCCAAACUCAACCAACCAAACAAACAAAAAAACCAAACCAAAAAAAAACCCCAAACAAAAACCCAAACCAAACUCCAAAACUAAAGGUUGAUUCUCUAGCAAAACAAGUACAGGAAUCAGGUUUUUCUUGUUUUAUUUGUAAGCAUAGAUUGUCAGCUCUGUCCUUUUAGGUAAACAGUCUUCUCCCCCUGUGUCAGAUGCAUCACAUAUAAGUACUGUUCAGGUGUCUGUUUUGUGCUGUCAGCUGUUUGCCUGUAGGGUAUCAGUUUUGCUUUUCUUGGUCUCUGUGGGCAAACAGAACUGAGCACUCAUGCAAGGAACUUAACAGUGUGUGAACUUAACAGAGAGAGAGUGAGUGGGUGCGUGUGUUCUCUGUGCUGGAUUCACACUUUCCUUAAAUAAUCCAAUGUUCUUGAAAUAAUUGAGUUUAGGCAAUGUUCCUGCUUUUAGCCUCAAGUGAAACUAGUUUUCCCCUCCAGUAUACUGAUAAUGGGCAGUAGUCAGAUGGAGCUUUGGGGUUGGUGGUAAUAAAAUGACAUUUAGUGUAGUCUUCGGACAUUUAUUUGAGGUUUGAGAGAGGUAAGCAUUCUUCUUGAAGAAGGGAAAUGGGAUAUAGCGAUGAAUUAGUUUCUUAAUAUCAGUUAUUGCUUAUCAUUGAUCCUAACUAGAAUACUAAUCCAUUAUUUCUGCGGCAAAGAAAAACCCAUUUCACGUUCCUUUUAUGUGCUGAACUCCCCAAGGCAAAGGAGAAAAAUAAAAAGUUCAGAAAUAAAUUUUAAAAAGGAGGCAGCAAAGGCAAAUGAUUUUUGUACGGGCUAUGAAUCAAGUGCAGAUGAGCUGCAGAUUUGUAGUUUGUCUCUGUAUGGAAGCACUUCUCCUUGUGGGUGGAUGGGGUGAGCUAUUACAGAACUUAUAUUAAGAACCUGUUUCUAGAAAAUGUUAUUUAUUGCUAUUGCUAUUGUAUUGUAACUGGAACUGUUUUUGAGCUGAAAUUGCUACAUUUAUGUAACUAAUAAAUUUUUUUCUUUCCUUUUAGGAACUUGUCAGGUACUCUUUUAGGCGUGGUAUUCUGUAUUGGACUCAUCACUCAGGUCAGGCUAAUAGACAUACGUUGUAUACCAUAGCUUAUGUCUGUACUCAAACAUAAAAGCAGUGCAGUAGCUGAUCCCUUCCUUUCCUACUGACAGAAGCAUCUUUUUCUAGAGAGGUGACAUAAUUCAGUACAUCAGAGAACAGGAAAAAAAAAUAAUUUACUGCAGAUCACAGUAGGUUUUCUUGUGGUGCUUGUCCUUACUUGGUUUAAUUGGCUGUGUGUAAAUAAUCACCAGCUGUCAUGCCAAGUGUGGUAAUUACACAAGCUUUGUGGCUUACUCUAUAACAAAUCCAGUACCUGAGAGUGUUUGUCAGUAUAAUGGCUGCUUUGCAGUAAUCAGUGUGCAAUAUAACCCAAAAUGCUGUGUUAGAUAGAGGCAGGUUACGCUGCCUGUUUCCUGAGCUUCAGAAGAAAAAUCCUCGUGUCGGUGUGUGUGAAGUUUGUGGUAAUUUGUGAUAAUAAAAGGUACUAUGAGA